GUGGACGUCUCCGGCGCCCAAUUGUAUAGUAGCCCGCGCGCUCUAGCGAGAAGCUAGCGCGCCAUCGCCGCCGGCGUCGUGUCAUGGAAAUGGUAGAGUGCUCCCUCGUUGCUACACUUGCUCCGCGCCCGCUGCCCGGACAGGUUCGGAAGGCCUUGCCCCGGCCGGCGGCUUUUGGGGCGAGAGCGAGACUCCGGGUGCGGUCCGUGGGCCGAGAGGAGCCUCUGCAUCCGCAGCAGACGGCAGUCCGGGCUUCCGGACCGGAUCACGGAGGCCGGGCGCUGGGGCAGGCUGCGGUGGGGUUCGCCGCCGCUGCCGUUGUGUCACUAACCGGGUUCUCCGGGGAUGUGUCCCCGCUGCCGACGCCGCCUGCCCGGGCCGAGUCGCUCACCGUCGCGUUCCCCGUCUCCAAGGCGCGCGAAGUGAACAGAGUGCAGAGGACGCUGGUGGAGACGUGGGGGCUGAUCCGUGAGACCUUUGUUGAUCCCACCUUCAACCACCAAGAUUGGGAUCAGAAACUACAGCAAACCAUGGUAGAGAUAUUUCCACUGAAAUCAGCGGAUGCUGCCUACAGUAAGAUUAGUGGGAUGCUGUCCACACUCGGCGACCCAUUUACAAGGAUCAUCAGCCCCAAGGAGUACCAGAGUUUUAGGAUAGGAAGUGAUGGGAAUGUGCAAGGGGUCGGGGUGUUUAUAAACAAGGAGCCAAGCUCUGGACGAUUGCUUGUUAUGGACUGCAUUCAGGGAGGCCCAGCAGAUCGAGCAGGCAUACAUGAAGGCGAUGAGCUAGUCGAGAUAGACGGCAAAAGUGUUUCUGGUUUGGAUGGAGAGGCUGCAGCUCAGAGGCUUAGAGGCCGUGUAGGAACAACAGUGAAAGUGAAGUUGUUAGAUGGAACUGACGAUGAAAGGGGUGGGGGUUUAAGACAAAAGGAGGUCCAGCUGUCUCGUGAAAUUAUCAACCUUUCACCUCUGUCAACUGCAAUUAUCUCUCAUAGAACAGACGAUGGCCAUGAGUGCAAGACUGGCUAUGUUAGAUUAGCUUCCUUUUAUCAGACUGCAGCAGCUGAAAUGGAAAAUGCCGUAAAAAGGAUGGAGGAUAUCGGUGUCCAGUCUUAUAUUCUAGAUCUGCGGAAUAACCCAGGAGGUUUAGUAAAAGCUGGUCUUGAUGUGGCUCAAAUUUGGUUGGAUGGAGAUGAAACCCUUGUCAACACUAUUGAUCGUGAAGGGAAUGUGCUACCAAUAAAUAUGAUCCAAGGGCAUUCAUUAACGCAUGAUCCCCUUGUUGUGCUUGUCAAUGAAGGAAGCGCAAGUGCAAGUGAAAUCUUGGCAGGGGCAUUACAUGACAAUGGACGAGCUAUUCUGGUUGGCCAUAGAACCUUUGGUAAAGGAAAAAUUCAGAGUGUGACUGAGCUGGACGACGGAUCUGCUCUGUUUAUCACAGUUGCAAAGUAUCUAUCUCCAGCGCUGCAUGAAAUCGAUCAAGUAGGAAUCCAACCUGACAUACAAUGCAGCCCUGACAUCCUUUCUUUGCCAAGAGCGCCUUCGCUAAGAGAAAACAGCAACGCCACAAAUUUGGAGAUGGAUUCGUGUAUCAUGGUAGCAGAACAAGCGUUGGAAAUUCAGCAAAGCAAGGGUUCCGCUUCUUAGAUGCACUAUGGGCUCUGUACAUUAUUUGCAUUCUACAGUAGAUUGGAUAGCUUACCUUAGAGACUUAUAAAGUUCUGUAGCGGUAUAUAGAGAGAGGCUGAUCCUCACAUGUUUCAUUUUAGGCAUUAUCUAUUCGGUGAUUCAUGGGAAUGUAUAUAAGUUGACCUUGUCAUAUAUCUGUGUCGGGUUCAUUCUUGACUAUCCAUACUCAGAAAUAUAACGUGCAAUUUUUUUG
This is a messenger RNA of Zea mays, 1881 nucleotides long. Its product is annotated as carboxyl-terminal-processing protease. Gene Ontology annotation, biological process: proteolysis. NCBI's taxonomy places the organism in Eukaryota, Viridiplantae, Streptophyta, Magnoliopsida, Poales, Poaceae. The record is from RefSeq and is marked validated. Gene Ontology annotation, molecular function: endopeptidase activity; protein binding; serine-type peptidase activity.